AUGACAUUUCAAUAUGUUUUAAGAAAUGGAAUAAUAGUACUAUUUAUUAUUCCAUUAGUUGAAUUGUCAUAUGGUCAAAUUGGUAUUCCUUUGCCACCUGAUGAACGUGAGUAUUCGAAUUUACCAAUAUUUUUAUUACAAACAAAAACAAUCACAGUCGCUUCAGCAAUAUGGUUAAUCAAACAAUACAAACUUCCGAUUCCUCAAGAUCAAACCCUUUGUAGCUAUAAAGAUCCUCAAGAUUUUCAACCCUUUUUUAGUCCAAAUGGAUAUAUUUCUGGCAUAUUCUUAUUGUUAACUAGAUGCUAA
Molecule: messenger RNA, 309 nt
Organism: Cavenderia fasciculata
Lineage: Eukaryota; Evosea; Eumycetozoa; Acytosteliales; Cavenderiaceae
Exons: 4
Coding region: 1-309 (102 amino acids)
Source: RefSeq, a predicted model, not a curated record